Molecule: messenger RNA, 1648 nt
Organism: Peromyscus leucopus (white-footed mouse)
Lineage: Eukaryota; Metazoa; Chordata; Mammalia; Rodentia; Cricetidae
Gene: Syne4
Product: spectrin repeat containing nuclear envelope family member 4
Exons: 8
Coding region: 530-1633 (367 amino acids)
Biological process (GO): establishment of epithelial cell apical/basal polarity
Cellular component (GO): meiotic nuclear membrane microtubule tethering complex; nuclear envelope; nuclear outer membrane
Source: RefSeq, a predicted model, not a curated record
CAGAGCUUCUUGGAUGCUAGGAUUUUUUUUUUAUAUAUAUAUCUGUAAAACUAAACUAGAACCCCCGGCAACAAUUUCGAUGUUUAGUUUUGAGACAGGGUCUUCAUACGUUGCCCAGGCUGGCCUUGAGAUCCUCCUGCCUGAGAUGACAGACUUUAGCUACCAGGUGCUUGGACAAUGGGCUGGGCGCUCAGGGUCAGCUACGUGGGUCCCUGAAGGUGACAGGAAGCCGGGUUUGAGGGGUGGGUGAAGUUUUCUAUCUCAAAGCUCCUUGGGAUAGCGUGGGGGCUGUUAUUGGGAGGUUUAGGCUCUCCUGCUGGGGAGGAAAGAGUUAAAAGUGUGCUGUACCUCCGCAAGGCAUCAGGUUUCUUGGGUCCAGGUUCCUCCUGGAAGGGGUGGAGCUAGGCUGGCCCCUGGGCCUCUCAGUAGCCUCAGGCUUGGCUAAGUCCUGCUGAGGAAGCAUGGGGAAGUGGCCGAGAAAGAGACUCCGACUGGACAUCCUCACCUGACUGUCCCCAAAUCCACAGCCAUGGCCCUGUCCCCAUCUCUUGGCCAUGGAUUCCCCUCGGAGCCCCUCAGCCAACCCCUGGGUGCUCCUAGGGAGCCGGACAUUACUGGAUGCACCAUCGGCCCUGUGCCUGGAGAGGAGACAAGCAGGUCAGAGCAGGCCCAGGCCUCCUUGGGCCCUCCCGAGCACAUCACAGGUGAACUGAAGGACACCGAGCCUGCCCCCGGGCCCCCAGGACUACCCCUGGCCUCUUCCCAUGAGCAUCAAGAUGGGGGGAAGCGCUGCGAGCAUGCUGUCUCUGGCCUGGAAGUCCUAGAAACGGAGCAGGACAGCCUACGUCUUUGUCUGUUGGGGCUGAGCUUCCAGCUACAGGACCUGGAACAAGGCCUUGGAUCUUGGACACUGGCCCACAGCAGGAUUGUCCAGCUGCAGGCCCUACAGGCAGAGCUGCGCGGGGCAGCCGAGCGCGUGGAUGCAUUGCUGGCCUUUGGUGAGGGGCUGGCAGAGAGGAGUGAGCCCAGGCUCUGGGCCUCUCUGGAGCGGGUCCUGAGGGCCCUGGGAACCCACCGAGACACCAUCUUCCAACGGCUCUGGCAGCUGCAGACACAGCUGAUCAGCUAUAGCCUGGUGCUUGAGAAGGCCAACCUCCUGGACCGGGACUUGGAAGCUGAGGGAGACUCAGACGGGCCAGCACCUGGUGGAAUCUGGGGGCCCUGGGCACCCGGACCUGCUCACGUUGGGGCUCAGCCACCGGAAACACUUAGCAGCUCACCAUCGAAGGCGUCUCCGGAAGCCUCAGGACAAGAAGAGGCAAGCAUCUCCCAGUCCACCGGAUGUGAUGCUGGCGGUGGACCAUGGGGGUCCCCUGCUGUGCUCAUGCCCGACUGGCCAGGACGCCCUACCUGGUGCUCAGCUACGUCAAUGGUCUCCCUCCAAUCUGAGUCCACAGCCCAGACAUGUGUAUUAAAUGGUUGCUUUCCAAAGAUGUCUAAGAAUAUUGAGUGCUUGAGAACCUGGAAAUGGAGACAGCCUGGGUAUGUUUCGACAGCCCCUUUUAUACCUGUGUGUGAGGGCAGAACACGGAACCGAAUGAGCCUCCCUCAGCUGGGGUUCCCCAGAUUGUAAUGCAAAAGCCCAAGU